Molecule: messenger RNA, 1137 nt
Organism: Drosophila ficusphila
Lineage: Eukaryota; Metazoa; Arthropoda; Insecta; Diptera; Drosophilidae
Product: treponemal membrane protein B
Exons: 4
Coding region: 98-991 (297 amino acids)
Source: RefSeq, a predicted model, not a curated record
UUGGCUUAGCGGAACUAGGAACUACUUGAAAUGUAAAAAUGUUCAAGCCGGAGCUGAAAAGGCAAACUUGGCAGCAACUUGGAAGGCUCACGUAAUUAUGCGCCUUGCACCGUCGCCGAUCCUGGUCCACCUUCUCCUCUAUUACCUGCUCUUGAUCCCGACGGUCUUCUCUAUCAACUACCAGUCAUCCUCCAAUUGCCAGCAGUCGCAGCCAAGACAGCAGUCCUUGGAUCAGUCCGAUAACCAAAUGGGCAAAAUGGGCAUGCGGCUCGGCAACUCCAAGCAGACCGCCACCAACAUCGCUCAGAAGGCCGCCCAGGAGGCCAAACAGGCCUCGGACACCCAAGCUCCCGCCGCCUUAGCCGCCGCCCGCCAGGUGAAGCAACAGCUGGCCGAGAAGGCCAUUGCAGCCGCCAAGGCCGCCGAAGCUGCGCUGGCGGGGAAGCAGCAGCUCCUCGAGCAGCUGCAGGACGAGGUCCACGAGGCGGAGAUCAUCGUCCAGGAGGAGAGCAACUCGUUGGUCAGCUCGCAGACACAUCUUAAAGCCGCUGUUGCCACCGCCAAACAAGCUCAGUCGCUGUUGCAGUCGCUGCAAAACUUGGUCAAAAUCGCCAAGGAAGCCGUAUUAAGCGCAGAGGCAUCGGCUUCCGGUGCCCAGAGUGAGUUGCACGAGAAAAGCCAGCUUGUGGAAUCCGCUCGCCAGCGGGCAGAAAUGCUGGCUCAGCAGAUGCACUCCGCCAAACAGGACUACGCCAACACGAAGAAGGCCGCUUACCGAGCAAUUUGUGCCGCCUCCGAGGCGAGGCAAAAGGCAGGUCGGGACCGAAGGACCACCGUGGUAGCAUCCGGACAGCAGCAGGAAAAGGAGCGCCAACGACAGGUACAAAAACAGGAGCAAACGUACAAGGGACAACCGGAAGAAUGGGAAUACAACGAGCUGGAAUACUCGCCACGUAGGCUUAGCGGAACUAGGAACUACUUGAAACGUUAAAAUGUUCAAGCCGGAGCAAACUUGGCAGAUACUUGGAAGGCUCACCUACCAGCCAUCCUCCGAUUGCCAACAGUCGCAGCCAAGACAGCAGUCCUUGGAUCGGUCCGAUAACCGCAAAACGGGAAACUCCAAGCAGACCGCCACCA